UUAUUUUUUAACUGAAAAAGGGGUAGGUUGUUAGCACUGUGGCGCGAUAGAUAGAGAGGGGCGGAGCGCGUGCUCCUCCUCCUCCUCCAAUCCAAUCCACUCCAAUCCGAAUCGGCGGCGAUGGCGGUCGCGGCGGCGGUGCGGGCGGCGGCGGCGGACCUGGCGGUGACGUUCCUGUGGGUGCUGUGCGUGUCGACGCUGGGGGCGUCCACGGCGGCGGUGACCUCCUACCUGAGCAUCCAGGAGGGGUUCCACUACGCGCUCCUCGUCACCGUCUCCCUCCUCUCCGUCCUCCUCUUCGCCUUCAACCUCCUCUGCGACGCGCUCGGCGGCGCCAGCUUCAACCCCACCGCCGUCGCCGCCUUCCACGCCGCCGGCCUCACCGGCCCCCGCGACUCCUCCCUCCUCACCGUCGCCCUCCGCUUCCCGGCCCAGGCCGCCGGCGCGGUGGGUGGAGCGCUCGCGAUAUCGGAGCUGAUGCCGGCGCAGUACAAGCACAUGCUCGGGGGCCCCUCGCUCAAGGUGGAUCUCCACACCGGCGCCGCCGCCGAAGGGGUGCUCACCUUCGUCAUCACCUUGGCUGUCCUGUGGAUCAUCGUCAAGGGCCCGCGUAACCCCAUCAUCAAGACCUGGAUGCUCUCCAUCUCCACUGUCUGCCUCGUGCUCACCGGCGCUGCCUACACUGGCCCUUCCAUGAACCCUGCCAAUGCAUUUGGCUGGGCAUAUGUCAACAAUCGCCACAACACAUGGGAGCAGUUCUACGUCUACUGGAUAUGCCCUUUUGUUGGUGCUGUUCUUGCUGCCUGGGUCUUCAGGGCUGUGUUCCCACCACCGGCACCUAAGCCCAAGGCCAAGAAAGCAUGAUGAAACCAAGCACAAAACUCAUCACCAGCAAUUGGUUAUAGAUGUUGGAUUUGAAGAACCCAACACUAUUAGCCACAAGCAAUAAUGCAUUACUGCUUUCCACCAUAGUUAAUUUGUACUUAGAGUAAUUUAGGUCAUUAGAUUGGAACACCGACAACCCCAAGGGCAUAUAUUUGAUUGGAAAUUCUUAGAACCUCAAUGUAAUUUCAAUCAUUUAUUGGUGUUAUUUACUCUUGAACCGGUGGAUGGAAUGAAUGAAUGUCAUAUAUUGUCAGUAAUUUA
Molecule: messenger RNA, 1146 nt
Organism: Oryza brachyantha (malo sina)
Lineage: Eukaryota; Viridiplantae; Streptophyta; Magnoliopsida; Poales; Poaceae
Product: aquaporin SIP1-1
Exons: 3
Coding region: 121-864 (247 amino acids)
Biological process (GO): transmembrane transport
Cellular component (GO): membrane
Molecular function (GO): water channel activity
Source: RefSeq, a predicted model, not a curated record